This is a messenger RNA of Jatropha curcas, 797 nucleotides long. It is a transcript of the gene WRKY56, whose product is annotated as WRKY DNA-binding protein 56. The record is from RefSeq and is a predicted model, not a curated record. Gene Ontology annotation, molecular function: sequence-specific DNA binding; DNA-binding transcription factor activity. Lineage: Eukaryota; Viridiplantae; Streptophyta; Magnoliopsida; Malpighiales; Euphorbiaceae. Gene Ontology annotation, biological process: regulation of DNA-templated transcription.
CAAAUUCUCCUAUAACCAUUUACGUCUCUAAUGGAUAAUGGAGAAACCCCAUCAGUAUUGCUUCCCGUACAUGAUGACAUUUUUAAACUCAAAGACUUAAUUCCUUCAACCUCAUUGAUCCUUCCAAUGGCAACUCACAACCAACUUGGACAGGAAAUUGAUCAAUUUGCUCCUUCUAGUGAUAUCGAUUGGGUUAGCCUUCUUUCUGGUUCUCUUAAGUUUGGCGAUCAGAAUCAUCACCAACCACCAGUGGCCAGAGAUAAUAUUGGUGAAAAUGUAAACACAAAUAAGAUCAAGAAAGGUGGCUGUAAGGCCAAAAGAGUUGUACCACAAAGAAUUGCAUUUCAUACUAGGAGUGCAGAUGAUAUUCUUGACGACGGUUAUAGAUGGCGAAAAUAUGGACAGAAAGUUGUCAAAAACAGCAUCCACCAAAGGAGCUACUACCGGUGCACACAACAUACCUGCAACGUGAAGAAACAGAUCCAACGGCUGUCAAAAGAUUCGAGCAUUGUAGUGACCACAUAUGAGGGCAUUCAUAACCAUCCGUGUGAGAAAGUUAUGGAGACCUUAAGCCCCCUUCUAAGGGAGCUCCAGUUCCUAUCUAGAAUUUAGUUUAAUUAGCUUUUCCUUUUAUUAUUUCUUGUACAUGGAAAAAAAAUUGUGUUGGAGAACAAACUACUAAAGGGUCUGUUUGUCAUUAAAAUUUACUUUUAGGAUGUAUAUGAAUUUAACAUGUUUUACUUGUAAAAGAACUCGAAAUUAAUUAAUUGCAGUUUCAAGCAUUUUCCUUUUCCUAA